AUGGGGCUACCUGCUGGUACAGUCGUCGGUUUCAGCCGAAUGCCCUGCGCCACCGUUAAUGUUUGUGUGUGUCUGGAGAAUGUGGUUUGCUUUAAUGCCGACUGGAAACGUGGCUGGUAUCGUCUUCGUCAAAGUAAUGCGGCUUUUGAGGCGUGUGUUAUGGACCUCUUCGGAGGAAAGAUGAAUGUGCUCAAGAACCUGAUAACGAUUAUCGAACGCCUUCGAGCAAGGUAUUCCCGUGCCUCUUUGAGUCCAACUUAUCUCCAACGGGAAACCAUCACGAAGGAGCGUCUCGUUCAAUGGCUGAAGGAUAAUCAUGUGUUGUCAUUGCUGCUGCGUGAAAACCUACACCAGCCGCAGUACGUGGAGAGGGUUACCUGGGUCGUCCAGUUUCUCAUUGAAACCGGCGAACUGAGUCUAGAGGAUCUGGAUGAGAUAUGGGAGGCGCAGGUCGGCAAGCACGAGGCCAUCGUGAAGAAUGUCGAGGACAUGCUCGCCACUCUGGUGCGCUCUUUCACGCCUGAACAACUCGAUCGGCUCUUCGACUGCUUCAAGGCAAGCGCCCGCUCUACUAGGAGCUUCAUCUUCACCGCCAAUGAAUUCUCUUCAGCAAAUCCGACAGCGUCGGCCGUCGCCAGAUUGUUUUGUGAGGUUUCUUUGUCACUUGCCAACCACCCAGGUUCUAUCUCUACAUUUUCACUUUAUCAGAGAGCCUUCAAGACCACAAGUAAGCGACAGAGGGAGCGUCUCAUCGAUCUUAUCCGUCGUCUGACGGUGGACGGCCAUCCGGAGUUGGCGUUGAAGGCUCUGGACUUUCUCUGGGACCUUGCAAUCAGGCCUAGUUUCUUCGCCGAAAUCGCUGUGCCUGCGUUAAACGCACACAAAGACAUCCUGUCGAACAGUUUUACGUGCACUCACUCGGACGACCAAGCACUACUCUGGCUGCACAAGUUGUCGAAAGUCCUCAAAGACGACUCCAACGACUACGCUGUGGUUUGUGCCGCCCGCCAAAUAAUCAGCAUAUGCUCCAAAUUCAAGCCUUGUUGGUAUGCAUAUGAAUCGAGCCCCAUCUACCAACUGGCCGUUAACGAAGACCUCGUCCCUGUUUGUAUCACCAGUCUUAUCAACUACAUGGCCAAAUUCUCUCCCAAAGACUCCAAGGUGACUCAAGACCUGGGUAUUGAUUCAACAUCCUCGCAGCCGCCCUCGGCGACGUCAACUCUCAGCCGUGGUGACAUGAAUUCGACGACUUCGUCUGCGUCGAAUCACACCCUUGAGCAGACAAGGACCAGUGACGACGGCAUUGUCUCGCAGUCGGGCAAACCCGUCAGUAGUCGGCACUUUCCUCCGAUUCCGCACUCCGUUCAGAUUGAAGACCGACUGACUCUCCUUCGGUUCCUCGCCACGGAAGCCGGCGUCCCCCUGACCUUGGAACAACUGGACCAGCUCUGGCAAUGCCUCAUUGUCGACGCUGAGGACGAUCGGGACACCGCGAUCUCCUCCUCUGACGCCUCGGACACCGGCGAUUCCACGUCGUCGACUGCACCGGAUAGUCGAAAUGUUUGCUUUACGUGGUUCGAUCCGACGCUCAAUGAAUUGGUUCAACAGCAUGCUGCAGAAUUCUUCAAGAAGAACAUCCUGAAAAUUGAGCCCGAGGCUCUUACGCCUACUGGGAUGAAACUGUUCCGGUGUUUCUUCAACUACGUCAAUUGUGAACUUGGAAAGAUCGACGAAGUGCGAUUGCCGAGGCAGCACAUCGUCUUGCGGGACCCAGAUCUGGUCGGCGUGGACUACCUCUGGCGUCUGGUCCUGGCUGCUGACGAACGCGUUGCCAGAAUUGGCAUCGAGAUGCUUCAGGAGCUAUACACUAACCUCGACAACAGCCUGCUCAAUGGCCAGCGGAAUCUGCAUCUUGCCUUUAUCAAAAAGUGCUUCAAUUUCCUCUCCACAAGCUACCAACAUGUUCAUAAAGUGCUUCUGACACACGGCGAGACCUCGGCCGAUGGGAGUGUAUGUCACCUCUCCAGCUGUGCGCACCCAAAAAUCGUCCCCACGUGUUUAGCAGACACAGAACAGGACCUGAGGAACCUCGAUCGCGUCCUCCAGGUCCUUCGGCGGUUCCUCGUCGAGUGUGAUCUCCAAUUCCAGGUUCCGCAAAACCAUCUGCCUCUGUUCCAGUCGUGGUGCGGUUCCUCACUCACUCUACAUGUCACCUUUGGUACUGUUGUCAAAGCCUCUCCGGUGGACAAGCUGUUACAAAGCCUAGGCGUUUCAGACGGGCGUCGUUACGCGCCCACUACCCUCACUAUUGUUACUCACGCCAACGAGACACUGGGUCACCUCCGUUCCCGUCUGCUUGAUAUCCACCUAAGUCAACUCCUCGAUUCAUCGGUUCAUCCGACUUCAAGUGCCGGAGGCGAUGAAGCUCCUACCGCGAGCUUGGCCGCCUUGAAUCAAUUCGGGCUGGAGUUGCUUGAAAUGACCGGCUUACCUGGCAAUCUUUGUCUUUCCACCUACCUUAUUCUGGCAUCCUCGGAUCCGUCGGGUGAGGAGUUGACUGGGAGCAGUUACCUUGACGGCGAUGAGUCGGACUCGUCUUUUAGCACGUCUGGAGGGGCUGUGGGUAAAUUUAAGCCUGCAAUAACCCUCACGGCUCGUUUGUACCUGCGAGACGCGAAUCCGCCCGACGCGUCCCUCUCCGGCGGCUUUUGCGCGCGGUCUAAUGUCGACAGGCUGCAGCAACACAAAAUUCACUUCCCCCUAUCGUCUUCGGUUGAAAACUCUUCUGUGUCCUCUUCGAAUCCCGGCCCACCGCCCCCUCGGGGCAGCCUCUCGUCGCACUCUUGUUCCUACGACGACGACGACCAAUCAAAUCCGCAAAAUACUGUGCCAGAUGAGAACUCCAGUUUUCCGGGAUUUUACUCCCCUCACUCGUCCUCCGCUGGCUCCGCGCACAGCCCUGAUGGUGUGAUUGGCCCUUCGUCGCCGCCCCCCGCGGAAGCCCAACGCAACAGUAAGCGUCAUCGCUGUCGAAGUGCCGCGGUGUCACGAGGACCCGCGGCUGGCAACGGUUUUCCCGUCCGCUCUGCCAGCGCGAACAAAUUCCCCGUCACAGCUGUUGGUACAAACCCCAGUUCAACAGCUGGCGGAGACUGUGCCACUGUGGUCUCCCCCGCGGCCCUUGUCGAGCCAACUGAGUGUAAUCUUCCAGGUUACAUGAUUUCGGGGGAUCUUAGCUUCGUGCGACUUCUUUUCGACAUCAGCGACUUGGCUGUCUUUCUGGGCAUCCAACAGCUUCGUGACAUGGCCUUGGAUGUCCUCUUCUCCAUACCAGUAAGUUUGCAUCACCAAAAACUUCUCCGCAACGCACUGGAAACCAAGGAGGGCUUUGGCCAGUUCUCGGGUCUCUUCAAAUGCUCCCCGUCAGAACUGAUAAUGUCAUCCACACCAAACCAAGCUCCAAAUGGUUUCGAAUUGGCCAGUUUCACGCAGCAGCUGUAUUUCCUCCAGGUCCUCUAUUCCAUUCUUCAUCCAAGCAUGGAGCCCUAUUUCUCCGAUAAACCAGACCUCGAAUUCUUGGUGGACGUCAGCGCCGAAGCCUUCUGUCCUAUGGGUAGCUUCAAGCGCGUGUCUGGUGGUAACGUACCAUCCGGUGUACCGCCUUCUUUCCCUUCAUUGUUUCAGCUCGCCUUUCUGCGCAACGGUGGUCUGUCGGUUCUCCUGUCGGCGCCAGUGUUCGAUUUUCCCCUGGACGACCCGCUGUACCAUCUUAUCGUACUCUGGAUCUGUCGUAUUGCCUCGUUGUGCCUCAACUGCACUCUGGCUAGUCUCGUCGCUGUCUGCAAUGAUAACAGCCUUUGCUCUCAGAGGCUGGCCGCCUUCUGGCAGAUGGAACACACAUCGCCAUUGGCUGCUGAAGAAUAUCUUGUUCAUCGGCGAGCUGGAGCAUUCGCUGAAUAUGCGUGUCUGGCUUCGGUAACGAAGGAGGAGAUCUUGUCCGUGUGGUUGCAAAUUCCGCCGAUGUCGGCCGAGCGCCUACGCAAUGUCUGCUGGUUGGCCAGUUCCGCGUCCCUCGGACACGCCUCUGGCACCCCUGCGACCGCAGCCUCAAUCCAACCGCAUGAGAUGCAUGCGGCCGUGGUCGAGGCCGCGCAGGAGGCUGCAGCGAGUGCAAUGUGCGUCCAACGCAGGCCCGCCACCCUGCACUCCCACGACAGCGGCUGCGCCUCGCCUCUCGCCGAUACUUCCUGCCAGUCUGCACCACCCAGCGUCACGUGCACCUUCUCCACCACUUGCGGCCUCCAGUCGGCUGCAUUGCAAGCCUUCCUCCAGAGUGGACGAGUCCAUCCAUCCCUGCAUUCACCGGGUUGCCUACGCCUGCUUCUACCAAAAGGCGUCCCCUGCCACGCGCUCCCACCCCACGCACCUUCCAUCUUGGCCCUCCAGUCCGGCCGAACCCCGGGCUGCUUGUCCCUUGACGCGUUGGAGACCCUUUGUCUCCUUCUCACUUUGGCCCCUGACGCCCCGCUACGGAGCCUCCUCGCCCCGAAUCAGGUCGUCUCCUCGUCGGAUCACGAAGUCCUCCCGCCGUGGCUCAGUUUUCUCCACGAUCUCCUCAUUCUAUCUCCUUCGAAGAUUUUACGGCAGGUCGCCCGAUCGCGUGUCACUACCGUGGUCACUCGGGGCUUGGCGGUGGCUAGUUCUCUCAUCGCGGAACCUCUAGAUGUGUCCUUGUCGAUAUGGAAUGUGGAUGCCAUCGAAUGCGUCAUUCACUCACUAGUCGAGGCCCUGGAGGUAAAUGAAUCCGAUCGUAACGCCCACACGACAGAUUGUACGGACGUGCUCAUUCAACUCCUCAAAUUCUCGCACUCAGAGUUACUACCCCUCGGCAGUGCCGAAGCCCUUUUCAGAAAAGAAUGGACUUGGCUGUCAAAUAAGAUCUCCACUCCGGGCGAGGGUGCACCCGAAUCAGACGGUGUUUCCACUCCCGCCCACCUCGCGAUCCCCAGUCUCGUGUGUUCGCACCUUCGUCUAUGUACUGCUCUCCUACCAUUCCAGAAUGAGGCAGUGUUUAGCGAGUCCGCUGUCGAACCCAUCGGCCUCGCCCCCAUAAAGGUAAGCUCUCUUCUUCCACCUCCCCCCCAAAACAACCUCCCAAUCGAUCGAGACUACCGUGCUUCCCGAUCCCUCGGUUUGUACCGUCUCGCAAUUGUGUUGUCGCGAUUUGUAAAGUUUGGUCAUGUGUCAACGGACUGGCCAAUCCCAAAGCAAGCCCCUCUCACCUCGCCUGAAGUCCUGUUCCCAGCUACAGUCCUCAUUCUAUCCCUGGCAGCUCUCCUGGAGGUGGUCAUGUUCCCAGCCUCGAAGCGUUUUGCUGAACUGCGCAAAGCAGCCGCGUCGACAGCGGUCGAUAAAACCCAGACGGUGUCGGCGAACGCCCUGCUGGCCGUCGGCAGGGUUCUGGCAACCUGCCCCGACAACGUCCUCGCAGCGGCCUUCAACCUCCUCCUCGAGCUGGUCUACUGUGCUCCCCGGGUGUACCUCCCUUUCCUUGCGGACCACCUCUCUUCCCUCCUCUUCUGCCCCGAACUUCGCCGUCCGCUCACAGAUUGGGAAGCCUCGGAUAUCGCCUCCUCGAAUUUCCGUUCCUCAGUGGACAGUCGUCAACGACACUCCGAUCUCCUGAACUCCAGUGGCAGUGGUGGCGACCUCGGCGGGGCGGGAUUUGUGGGUUUGAAGAACGCCGGUGCAACCUGCUACAUGAACUCGGUGCUGCAACAGCUCUUCUCCAUCCUCCCCGUUCGCUUUGCUGUGCUUUCCGCUCCCGUGACUGAGGCUCUAGAGAAGGCCGGAAUCGACCCAAGCACCCUAACCGUGCCGUCCACCUUUGGACACCAGAGCUCUUCCUCAACAUGGCCUCCAAAAAGUAGCCUCAACGAGUCCCAACUCAGCCACCUGUGUGUGCUCCACUCGCUGCAGGAUAUGUUCGCGUUUUUGGCCUACUCCAAGCGGAAAUUCUACGAGCCUAAACAAUUUUGGAGGCAUUUCAAACUUGGGGGCGAGAGAGUGAAUUGUUCGGAGCAGCACGAUGCCCAGGAAUUCUUCAGUUCCCUCGUCGACAACGUGGAUGAAGCGAUGAAGCUCUGCGGUGUGCCAAAGGCCAUUGAGAAUGUCAUCGGCGGUGCCUUCGAGGACCAAAAGAUCUGCAUUGACUGCCCGCACAGGUACCAACGUGAGGAGUCGUUUUUGGCGGUGAGCGUUGACGUCAACAACAACUCAACCCUCUGCGAAUCCCUGGAGGAGUACGUGAAAAGCGACCUGCUUGAUGGCGACAACGCCUACCACUGCGACCAGUGCGACAAGAAGGUUGCUGUGCGCAAACGAAUGUGCAUCAAACGGCUGCCGCACAUUCUCACCAUCCACCUCAAACGCUUCAACUACGACUGGGAACGGUGCGCAUCCGUGACUGCCAUCAAGUUGCCCUCAGCUGGAAUUGGCACUCGUCUAGCCUGUCGCAUUGUCUUCUCUUGUAGGCACACUGCAAUCAAGUCGAACAGCUACUUCUCCUUCCCCCGCGAACUUGACAUGGCGCCGUACACCGUUGAGGGUCUGGCUUCACGCGACGUCGUAGUCGAGGACGCAGGCUCCUUAGCAAGCGCCUCUGCUUCCGCCGAGGACACCGCGUCCCACGCCUCCCCUGUUCCUCCUGCCCAGCCCAAUUCCGCUUCGAAGCAGCCCACUCGCUACACCCUCCGCGGUGUCGUUGUGCACUACGGCCAGGCAUCAGCUGGGCACUAUUACUCCUACAUCCUGCAUAAGAGGCCUGACACGGGAACCUACCAGUGGUACAAAUACGAUGACACACAUGUUACCGCGGUUCACAUGGAUUCGUCGUCUUUGGAGCGGAAUGAGUGGUUCGGUGGGGAAUACACGUCGCCGUACUCCUUGCACACCUCCAUUGGACCCACCAUGCGCUGCUGGAGCGCCUACAUGCUCUUCUACGAGCGGGAGGACUUCCAGGUUAACUUCUCCAUCGCCGACAUCUGCCGUUCCAUGGAGUCGGUCGUGCUCAGUGAGUAG
Mesocestoides corti is the source of this 7080-nucleotide messenger RNA. The record is from the annotation of a GenBank genome assembly. NCBI's taxonomy places the organism in Eukaryota, Metazoa, Platyhelminthes, Cestoda, Cyclophyllidea, Mesocestoididae.